CGAGGGUUUUUAGGAGAAAGUACCAACGCUCUGGCCCACACGUCACUGGUCGGUUGCGUUCACCAAAGGCCAUUCAUCAGUGAUCUACUGAGCCCUCCUCCCUCCGCCGCUCGCCGCCGUUCUCGCCGGGUUCCGGCGCCUUACCACCAUUCCCGUCCUCUCUCCUCCCGGAGAAAUCUGAGAAGAAAUCCAGCGAUUCCAGGGGUAUCCGGCAUGGCUGAUCGCUUCUUCCCCAACAAUAUGCCGGGCUAUGCCGACGAAGGCGCGCCGCCGCCACCGGCGGCAGCGGCGGCGGCGGCGAUCCCCUCCACCUACUCCUCCUCUCUCCACCACCUCCUCUCCCUCCCCUACCCCGACCUCGCCGAUCGCUUCCUCCACGCGGCGCUUCACCUGAAGCAGAAGGUGGUGCACGAGACGUGGGAUAAGAGGCGGCGCGCCGCCGCGGCAGCGGGGGAGGCAGUGGGCGACUUCACCCUCUACACCGGCGCGCUCGGCACGGCGCUCCUGCUCUUCAGGGCCUACCUGGUCACCGGCGACCGCGCGGACCUCGCCACGUGCGCGGAGAUCGUGGCCGCCUGCGACGCCGCAUCCAUGGGGGCCGAGAUCGCCACGUUCAUCUGUGGGCGAGCUGGAGUCUGCGCCCUCGGUGCGGUGGUGGCCAAACACGCCGGAGAUGAAGCUGGCGUUGCUCAUUACCUGAGCGCGUUUAAGGAGAUCAAAAUUCAUAGUAAAUCACCUGAUGAGCUUCUAUAUGGAAGAGCUGGAUACCUAUGGGCAUGCACCUUCCUAAACAAGCACCUUGGAGAUAAUACUAUACCGCCAACCACUACAGACACUGUCAUGAGAGAUAUUAUCAGAGAUGGUAGAACACUGUCCACGAUAGGCUGCCCAUUGAUGUAUGAAUGGUAUGGUGAGAAGUAUUGGGGUGCUGCUCAUGGACUUUCUGGGAUCAUGCAUGUUUUGCUGGACAUGGACUUGACUAAAGAUGACACGGAAUGCGUAAAGGGAACCUUGCGCUACAUGAUUCAGAACCGGUUCCCUAGUGGUAAUUACCCUGUUACUGAGGAGGAUAAGCAUGAUCGAUUUGUGCACUGGUGCCAUGGGGCUCCUGGCAUUUCCCUCACCUUAGCAAAGGCUUCACAGGUGUUCCCAGAAGAACGAUUCCUUGAGGCAAUUGCAGAGGCGGCAGAGGUUGUUUGGAAUAGAGGGCUGCUCAAAAGAGUUGGAAUAUGCCAUGGAGUAAGUGGGAACGCCUAUACAUUUCUAGCACUUUUCCGCCUAACGAAAAAGAAGGAACACCUCUACCGUGCUAAAGCUUUCGCUUGCUUUCUCCUUGACCGAGCUAAACAACUGAUUGCGGAUGGCAUCAUGCACAGUGGUGAUGAGCCGUAUUCCUUGUUUGAAGGACAAGUUGGAAUGGCUUACCUGUUUCUGGACAUGAUUAACCCCCUUGAUUCUAGGUUUCCAGGUUAUGAACUUUGAGUCACAUUCGCUAAAUUUACUAAUGUAUCCAUUUCCAGAUAUGGAGAGUAACCUACGGUUAAAACUUUGAAGAGAUGAAUGGAUAACUCGAAUGAUAUUUCUAAUGCUUGUAUCUUGCAUA
Messenger RNA from Oryza sativa Japonica Group (Japanese rice), 1603 nucleotides. Its product is annotated as lanC-like protein GCL2. Gene Ontology annotation, biological process: peptide modification; carbohydrate metabolic process. NCBI's taxonomy places the organism in Eukaryota, Viridiplantae, Streptophyta, Magnoliopsida, Poales, Poaceae. The record is from RefSeq and is a predicted model, not a curated record. Gene Ontology annotation, cellular component: plasma membrane.